Hippopotamus amphibius kiboko is the source of this 887-nucleotide messenger RNA. RefSeq names its product claudin domain-containing protein 1-like. The coding region runs from base 72 to 833 and encodes 253 amino acids. The transcript has a single exon. Gene Ontology annotation, cellular component: membrane. The record is from RefSeq and is a predicted model, not a curated record. NCBI's taxonomy places the organism in Eukaryota, Metazoa, Chordata, Mammalia, Artiodactyla, Hippopotamidae.
GGGUGCUGUGGUUUGAGCUUGAGGGUGAAGCUGGCGGAACAGGACGAUGGGCGAGCAGUCUGAAUGCCAGAAUGGAUAACCGUUUUGCUACAGCAUUUGCAAUUGCUUGUGUGCUUAGCCUCAUUUCUACCAUCUACAUAGCAGCCUCAAUUGGCACAGACUUCUGGUAUGAGUAUCGAAGUCCAGUUCAAGAAAAUUCCAGCGAUUUGAACAAAAGCAUCUGGACCGACUUUGCUAGUGAUGAGGCAGAUGAAAAGACUUAUAAUGAUGCACUUUUCCGAUAUAAUGGCACAGUGGGAUUGUGGAGACGGUGUAUCACUAUUCCCCCAAACACAUACUGGUAUAGCCCACCAGAAAGGACAGAGUCAUUUGAUACGGUCACAAAAUGUAUGUGUUUCACGCUAAAUGAGCAGUUCAUGGAGAAAUUUGUUGAUCCUGGAAACCACAAUAGUGGGAUUGAUCUGCUUCGGACCUAUCUUUGGCGUUGUCAGUUCCUUUUACCUUUUGUUAAUCUAGGUUUGAUGUGCUUUGGGGCUUUGAUUGGACUUUGUGCUUGUAUCUGCCGAAGCUUGUACCCCACCGUUGCCACAGGCAUUCUCCAUCUCCUUGCAGGUCUGUGUACACUGGGCUCCGUGAGUUGUUACGUUGCUGGAGUUGAACUACUCCACCAGAAACUAGAGUUGCCUGAGAAUGUGUCUGGAGAAUUCGGAUGGUCCUUCUGCCUGGCUUGUGUCUCAGCUCCCUUACAGUUCAUGGCUUCUGCUCUCUUCAUCUGGGCCGCUCAUACCAACCGGAAAGAGUACACCUUAAUGAAGGCAUAUCGUGUGGCAUGAGUGGGAAGCUGCUUGCUUUACAAUUGCCAUUUUUAUGAUUUUUUUAUAUUAAUA